This is a messenger RNA of Neospora caninum, 507 nucleotides long. Its product is annotated as 30s ribosomal protein S16, related. Gene Ontology annotation, cellular component: small ribosomal subunit; ribosome. The coding region runs from base 1 to 507 and encodes 168 amino acids. The record is from RefSeq and is a predicted model, not a curated record. The transcript is spliced from 3 exons. Gene Ontology annotation, biological process: mitochondrial translation. Gene Ontology annotation, molecular function: structural constituent of ribosome. Lineage: Eukaryota; Apicomplexa; Conoidasida; Eucoccidiorida; Sarcocystidae.
AUGGUCAGGCACAUGUUUCUUCCCUUCUACUCGAAGGAGCGCGGCCCCCCGCGCAUUCGGAUGCAAGUCAUGGGCGUGAAAGGGAAACGGUUUUACAAGAUCGUUGCAGCCAACCAGCGAGACCCUCGAGACGGGAAGCACAUGGAGGUUCUUGGGAGCUACGUCCCCUGCACGCCUUCGGGUGUUGAAGAGCUCCGCCUGCGCUUCUCGAGAAUCAAAUUCUGGUUGGCGGCCGGCGCCGCCUUCAACCCCAAGAUGGCGAACCUGCUGGGAAAUGCGGGACUCGUACCGGUGCCUCCGCCGAUGUUUGGCUGGCGCGCAAAGGCCAGAUACACGCUCCUCGAGAGCGUGAUGCAAAAGCAAGAAAAACUGCGGGAAAGGCAACUGCGCGAGUAUUUCAAAACCGCGGAGCCCGUGGUGUACAGACCUGCUUCGGCUUCGGAGGACGAAGAAGCAGAGGGAGAAGGUGAACAAAAGGAAGAACGAGUCCGCCGGAUUCUGCGGUAG